Musa acuminata AAA Group (dessert banana) is the source of this 1015-nucleotide messenger RNA. RefSeq lists its product as uncharacterized. The record is from RefSeq and is a predicted model, not a curated record. The transcript has a single exon. The coding region runs from base 1 to 882 and encodes 293 amino acids. NCBI's taxonomy places the organism in Eukaryota, Viridiplantae, Streptophyta, Magnoliopsida, Zingiberales, Musaceae.
AUGGCGACGGGGUGGGUGAAGUCACUGCACUGCAAGUCUAACGCCGUGGAAGAUGUCGUGUACUCCCCGAUGCGGUCAUCUUCGUCUUCUUCUUCUGCUAAGAAGCCGCUGCUCUCCUCCGUUUCCUGCAGUAGCGCAUCUCACACCGUUAAAGACGUCAUCUUGCUGGCCCCUAACUACCCUUCCUGCUCCUCCUCGAUUCCGAAGAAGCCCCGGCACAACACGAGGCCCAAAUCCAAGCACAAACCAAGAACACCCCGCCCGUGCGCGUCGCCGCCGUCGGUGUCUGCGUCCGAGCUAGUGGGGCGCGCCCGCGCGGAGCCCAUCCCCACGCUAACGGAGCUGCCGGCAGGCCACUCGUCGAGGCGGGUCGUGGAGAUCAUCUUCAGCUCGAGCUGGUGCUCCUCCGGGGCAGGCGGAGUCGACGGCUCGGCGGCGGCGUUCCCGAGCGAGAUCGAGAUGCUGUUCCGGGUCCACAACCCGGCCCGGACGGUGGCGCGGUUCGAGGAGCACCGGGCGUCGGUUCGCGCCCGGGCCGACGACGCGCGCUGCGCCGCCGACGGGAACGAGAUGAUGCGGUUCCACAGCGGCCGCGCCGGGGGCGUGGUCUACGACGCGGGGGUGGCGCGCAGCGCGGUGUGGUCGGCGGGGAGGAAGGUGGAGGGGGUGCGGACCUUCGCGGGCAGCGGCGGGGCGCACGCGAGCGGGGGCGGCGGGGCCGGGCGGAGGGGGAUGCUGGUGUGCCGGGUCAUCGCGGGCCGAGUCAGAGGAGAGUCAGACCCCGAGCGGGAGGCCGAUUCGGUGAGCCUGGGGAACGGGGAGCUCCUGGUAUUUGAUCCCAGGGCAGUCCUCCCCUGCUUCCUUAUCAUCUAUAAGCUCUAAACGUAAGCUCCCAUCAUUAUUUCCACCCAUCAUAUCGUCGUAAUCUCCUUAUCAUUUCUUGUGGAAUGUGGAAUGCUUCGUUGAUGUAAACUUUCAUAUGGAUAUAUAAUAUUUUCUCCUUUAUUGUUCGUUA